Molecule: messenger RNA, 3573 nt
Organism: Columba livia (rock pigeon)
Lineage: Eukaryota; Metazoa; Chordata; Aves; Columbiformes; Columbidae
Gene: OTP
Product: orthopedia homeobox
Exons: 3
Coding region: 1361-2338 (325 amino acids)
Biological process (GO): neuron differentiation; regulation of DNA-templated transcription
Molecular function (GO): DNA binding; DNA-binding transcription factor activity, RNA polymerase II-specific
Source: RefSeq, a predicted model, not a curated record
CGGAUUGUUUAGGAACGGAUCAGAAAUGGUACAGAAUUUUGCACUUAAUUUCCUCAGUUAUCAUUUACAAUAAGAACCUCUUGGCUUGACAGCCAAGUCUAAACAGUAGUAAAUUAGUACAAAUUUAUACUGAUUUUACUCUAAUAAUCGUAAUAAAAGCUUAUAGAUUUGGCACUAAUUACAUAAAUGCCUAAUGAUCUUGAAAAUUACUCUGGUUAGAAAUAUAUUACUAAUCUAAACUUUGUUGUUGGCUGGCUUUGAAAAAUCAGAACAUUAGAAAUGGUUCGCUUCACUUGUGCAAAGCACUUUAAAUUGUUCAAGUAGUUUAACAUAUUCAAGAGGAAAAUAAAAAGCAUUUAACUUUAUUUACUGCUUUAAACUCAGUUUGUAGGCGAGCCCAACUUGGCAAUUUUACCCGAAAAAAAAAAAAAAGGGCUUACGGGCUCCUAAUACCGCCUGGGGAGGUGGCGCUCCCCGGGCGGCCGGGACGCGCGGUGCCGGGCUCCCUUUCCCCGAGCUGCGCUGUGUUGUGCACCGUGUGGGGCCGGGACGGGGUGGCGGAGAGCCCCCGGGGCCAGGCGAGCCUCUGCGGCCCUGGCCGCUGCGGGAACUCGCCUAAGUUUGUCUUUCCUCGCCGCUCCGCAGCCGUCGGGGCCCGCCGACAGCAGCGGGUGGGUGAGAGCCGGGCCGCGGUAUCCGCCACCGCCCCCGAGCCCGGUCCCCGGGGCAGCCGGCGAGCGGGUCCAGCGAUUUCCGCCCCCGCACCGCGCCGCGCAGCCGCCCGCGCUCACCCGCUUGCAUCCCCCCGAUGGGCGCUGGGCUUGCAAGCCACCCCCGGGAGACUGACCGCGUCGGGUCCGAGGGUGCGCUGCGAGGAGGCAUAAAAUAUAAAAUUAAAAAAGAAAAAAAAAGAAAAAAUAAUAAAUCAGAGGUGACCCGGAGCGGAAGGAGGGUGGCAAAUGUGCGUUUGGAAGAGAAGGGGAGAGGGGGAAAGAGGACGGUGAAGGAGAGCGGAGCAGGGGAAGGGAGCAGCGGCGCGGUGCGGGCCGGGCCGGGGCGGCGGGAGGCCGGGGCGGCGGCGGGCGGGCGGCGGGCGGGCGGAGCGGGGCGCUCCGGGCGCUGACAUUUGCAGGCUGCCCUCCUGAUUGGUCCCCGCGCCGAGCUGCUCACGGGUUCAUUGAAGUGUUAAGCACCUCCCCGUCUCUCUAAAGGACAUUAUAAUGCAAGAGACCCCCUUUUUAACCACACACCGAAUUUUCUUUCAUUUAGGCGAUCUAUAUAUAUAUCUUAUAUCUAUUUUAAAUAACUUAAGGCCGCUAAAAUUUGGGGGGGAACAGCCUUCGCCCUGGAGCGGUGCGCGAUGCUGUCUCACGCCGACCUCCUGGACGCCCGUCUCGGGAUGAAAGAUGCGGCCGAGCUGCUGGGACACCGGGAGGCGGUGAAGUGUCGGCUGGGCGUAGGGGGCUCGGAUCCGGGGGGACACCCGGGAGACAUGGCUCCCAACUCGGACACGGUGGAAGGGACCACCCUGCUGCCAGGUGAGGACAUCACCACAGUGGGAUCCAACCCCAGCUCCUUAGCCGUCAGCGCCAAAGACCCCGACAAGCAGCAGGGCCCGCAAGGCGGCCAGAACCCGAGCCAGGCUGGGCAGCAGCAGGGGCAGCAGAAGCAGAAGCGGCACCGCACCCGCUUCACGCCGGCGCAGCUCAACGAGCUGGAGAGGAGCUUCGCCAAGACCCACUACCCGGACAUCUUCAUGAGAGAAGAGCUGGCCUUGCGCAUCGGUCUCACCGAGUCCCGGGUGCAGGUCUGGUUCCAGAACCGUCGGGCCAAGUGGAAGAAGCGCAAGAAGACCACAAACGUCUUCCGCGCCCCGGGCACGCUGCUGCCAACGCCGGGGCUGCCGCAGUUCCCCUCGGCCGCCGCCGCCGCCGCCGCCGCCAUGGGCGACAGCCUCUGCUCCUUCCACGCCAACGACACCCGUUGGGCCGCCGCCGCCAUGCCGGGCGUGUCGCAGCUGCCGCUGCCGCCGGCGCUGGGCCGCCAACAGGCCAUGGCGCAGUCCCUCUCCCAGUGCAGCCUGGCGGCUGGGCCGCCGCCCAACUCCAUGGGCCUCUCCAACAGCCUAGCGGGCUCCAACGGCGCCGGGCUGCAGUCGCACCUCUACCAGCCCGCCUUUCCCGGCAUGGUGCCCGCCUCCCUGCCCGGCCCCAGCAACGUGACGGGCUCGCCGCAGCUCUGCAGCUCCCCGGACAGCAGCGACGUGUGGCGGGGAACCAGCAUCGCCUCCCUGCGCCGCAAAGCACUAGAGCACACAGUCUCCAUGAGCUUCACCUAAUGGCCGACGCCUCGCCCCGCGCCGCCGCCGCCUCCCCCCGCGCCCCCGCCUCGCCCACCCGCCCCGGCCCGCCCCGGCCCGCCCCGGCCCCCCGCCUUCCCUCACCUGACUUACCAGGGAGUCGACUCAGGAUCUGAAAUCAGACGCCAACUGACUGGUUUGUGGGCUGAGAAACACCCCCCCGCCUCCUCCCCUGUGCAUCCCCCGCUCAUCCCCUCCGCCUCCCUUGGCCCGGCUUGCCCGGCGUCCCCCUCUCCCCGGCGGCGGGAGGACUCGGGGCCUCCCCGAGCCCGACCCUCUUUCCCUUUCUCCUGCCCUCCCUCGGCACGAAGCGGCACUCCCGCCGGCCGCCCGACCGGCUUUGCAAAGAAGCGCGUUUUUGUUUUGCUUUCUUAAUUUUUAUGGCUUAUUUAAGAGCAGCGAUCUGCCGCCGGCCCCCUCCGCUGCAGGGGCGCCGUCGGGGGGCGGCCGGGCGGGUUGGCGGAGCGGUAACCCCAGAGAGAAUCGAAUCCAUUUGAUAAGCGAGAGAGAGCGCGAGAGAGAUGUGGGGAGAAAAAAAGUUUCUUUUUAUAAAGGUAAAACGCAAGAGGGAAAAAAGGGCAAAACCAAACAAAGUAAGAGCACUUCCCUUUUUCGGAUCUUUGAUUUCGCGACGGUUGAGUUACCGAUCCGCCCCACCUUUAUUUACGCAUUUAUUUACAUUCCUGCUGCUAUUGUCCCUCCUGCAUCUUCCGCUGCCUCAGGCGGAGGCGCCGCCGCAGCCCCCGCCCUGCCCGGCCCGGCCCCCGGCCCGCCCGCCUGCAUGUGCCGGUCACCCCGCCGCAGGGCAGGGCCGCUGGAGGAAUGAACAAACGAUGUGAAAUAGGAUGUUUUGUGUAGAUAAAGCAUUCUUGUUACAUACUGGUCGAUUCGUGAUAUGUUUUAACUUAUUGUCUGUGCUUAUUUAUUGCAUUUUGGGUUUCUUAAUGAAUGUUUGAGCUAAUAUAAAACAUAUUAAUUAACUUUUCCGGACACGUUUAUAUCAAGUUAAUGUGAAUGGAUAAAUAAAAUCAUUUUCAGUAUGUUAUAUGAAUAAUUAUGAAUUUUGAUGUGGCGUGUGAGAUAUGAGAAGUGUCUUUAACUGCAGGCAAAAAAAAAAAAAAAAAAAAAAGACAGGACUCUCUUCCUCGGGAUCCACAGAGUCCUUUGUCUCAAGUUUGGGGAUAGUUUGCUUGCUUGAACUUUGCAUUGAAGCU